GAAAAAGAAGGCCCAAAAAGAAAGACCAAUUUCACUGGGAAUUCGAAACACAGUCGGACUGUCCUUAAUCUCCUCCCAUGGCCGUCCCUAUAUUAUAUCAUCAUCCAAACCUCCUCUUUUCCCCGCCUGACUUCUCCUCCUCCUUCCACGCUUCAUUACAUCCUUAUUAUCGCCAUUUUCCCUAUAAACAGAGAGUAACCCAUCAUACGAAUGAGAAGAAUUGUUAUUUAAGUCAUUCAAAUAGUCUGCGCCGCCGUCGAGAUUUUGCAAUGUACUGCCAGAAGACGACGGAGCAGCGGAAACCCGUUUCACAAGAUGGAAGAAUGCUGGUAUUUGUACCGCCGCAUCCGUUGAUAAAACACUGGGUUUCGGUUUUGAGGAAUGAGGAAACGCCGAGUCCACUCUUUAGUAAGCAUCUUACUUCAAUUCGCAUUUUAUUUCACCUGUUCUUUGACAAUAGUAGAAAAAUCUUAUUCUCAAGUUUAGUUAAUGAACUAAUUAGUCAAAUCAGUAUGAAAUACUUCCUAGCUUUAGAUGCGCAUCGAUGUGAUCAAGAGUACUGCUUGAUUAAUUUUACUUAUCUUGGAAGAUCAAAGGUGAUCUUUAGUUGGUCAGUUACUGGCUUUAUAAGUAUUAUGUGGUGAAGAUUACUGGGAUAAUAUGUUUAAAAUUUGUCUGUUCAUUUAUUGCUUGAUCUUUCUUGUUAGGACAGUACCUUUCCUGCUUUGGAAUCCAGAAAGUUCUACAUUGCAUUUUUUUUUUAUCCUAAACAUUGUCCUUGCAGGAAGUGCCAUGGCUGAGUUGGGGAGGCUGCUCAUUUAUGAGGCUUCAAGGGACUGCCUGCCAACUGUAUCUGGGGAAAUUCAGUCGCCGAUGGGUGUUGCAUCUGUAGAAUUUGUGGAUCCCAGGGAACCUGUAGCAAUUGUUCCCAUCCUCAGGGCUGGUCUUGCCCUAGCUGAACAUGCAGCGUCAGUUUUGCCUGCGACAAAAAUAUAUCAUCUGGGGUUUAGCAGAAAUGAAGAAACACUUCAGCCAUCUAUCUAUUUAAACAAGUUACCUGACAAAUUUUCCGAAGAUGCUCGAGUAUUUGUUGUGGAUCCUAUGCUCGCAACAGGCGGCACAAUACUUGCAGCUUUGAACUUGAUAAAGGAAUGCGGUGCUGAAAAUAAACAAAUCAAAGUGGUAUGCGCAGUUGCAGCUCCUCCCGCCCUUCAGAAACUCAGCGAACAAUUCCCAGGGCUUCAUGUGUACGCUGGAAUCAUUGACCCAACUGUGAAUGAUAAAGGAUUCAUUAUUCCGGGACUUGGAGAUGCUGGAGAUCGCAGCUUUGGCACAUGAAAUAUUUAUCCCGAAUCCUAUUAUUGGUCAAGUAUUCUUGUAGCUUCGACAAAUUUACCACACAUUUCCUAUUAAAUGAAUAGUUCGUAGCGGAGUUUAUAUAUUUAGUUUGGUCAUGGAGGUGACUGUGAUUUGCUAGGUGAAUUGUAUAAGGAUAUCCUCGUGAUGGCCAAAGCCAUGAUCAAUCUUCCGAGAAGCCAGUUUUGUUAGCAUGAAAAGUAUCAUUUGGUUGCCAUUGAAAUUGUUUUUUCU
Oldenlandia corymbosa var. corymbosa is the source of this 1590-nucleotide messenger RNA. The record is from the annotation of a GenBank genome assembly. Lineage: Eukaryota; Viridiplantae; Streptophyta; Magnoliopsida; Gentianales; Rubiaceae.